AUAAUCAUCCGACAGCAGCGAACCAGGACACCGCCGCGAGCAAAGCAUCUCCACGGGCUGUUUUGUCGAAGAAUAGCGGACAAACUGAGCGUGUUAACGUGGCAGCACCACGCGCGAGAGUACAACAAAAUGGCGGAUACACUCACCAAUAUGGCGAUGGACUCCCGCCACAGCAUCCAA
This is a messenger RNA of Phytophthora sojae, 180 nucleotides long. RefSeq lists its product as hypothetical. The transcript has a single exon. NCBI's taxonomy places the organism in Eukaryota, Oomycota, Peronosporomycetes, Peronosporales, Peronosporaceae. The annotation marks the transcript as partial. Gene Ontology annotation, molecular function: RNA-DNA hybrid ribonuclease activity; nucleic acid binding. The record is from RefSeq and is a predicted model, not a curated record.